GCAGCUGGGCACACUGAAGGCUGACGUGUGGCGAACUUGGCAAAAAAAAUAUGCAAACCCGGUAUAUUGUGUUUAUCCUGGCCCUGGCGCCGCUGGUUCUGGCCAAGAAGUUCAAGGACGAAGAGAAACCGGCGUGGGCCAAGAAGGACAUACGCGACUACAGUGAGGCGGACUUGGAGCGUCUCCUGGACCAGUGGGAGGAGGACGAGGAGCCCUUGGAGGCGGACGAACUGCCCGAGCACCUGCGCCCACAGCCAAAGCUGGACCUUUCCAACCUCGACAGCAAGAACCCCGAGGACCUUCUUAAAGUGUCGAAAAAGGGACGCACACUGAUGACAUUCGUUACGGUUACCGGCAAGCCGACAAGGGACGAGGCUGAGACCAUUACCAAACUGUGGCAGACCAGCCUGUGGAACAACCAUAUCCAGGCAGAGCGCUACAUGGUCGACGACGACCGUGCUAUAUUCCUCUUCAAGGACGGCGCCCAAGCGUGGGAGGCCAAGGACUUCCUCAUUGAGCAAGAGCGCUGCAAGGGAGUCACAAUUGAAAACAAGGAGUACCCGGGCGUCAAUGCCCAGAAGGACGAACUGUAGACUUAUUCAAAUCAAAGCAUUCUCAAUCAAGUAUUUUUAAGCGCAAAGUUGAUCAAAUUAAAAAAAAUUCAUUUGUAAAGACUU
Molecule: messenger RNA, 677 nt
Organism: Drosophila serrata
Lineage: Eukaryota; Metazoa; Arthropoda; Insecta; Diptera; Drosophilidae
Gene: boca
Product: LDLR chaperone boca
Biological process (GO): protein folding
Source: RefSeq, a predicted model, not a curated record